CAUACAACACACAACACUCAAAAUCCAACUCAGAAUUUCAAGUUCUCUCUUCUGAUCCUGUUGGGAACCAGGCAGGGGAACAUUUUUUUUUUUUUGAGACCAAGUCUCGCUCUGUCACCCAGGUUGGAGUGCAGUGGUGUGAUCUUGGCUCACUGCGAGCUCCGCCUCCCGGGUUCACGCCAUUCUCCUGGCUCAGCCUCCUGAGUAGCUGGGACUACAGGCGCCCGCCACCACGCCCGGCUAAUUUUUUGUAUUUUUAGUAGAGAUGGGGUUUCACUGUGUUAGCCAAGAUGGUCUCGAUCUCCUGACCUCAUGAUCCGCCCACCUCGGCCUCCCAAAGUGCUGGGAUUACAGGCUUGAGCCACCGCGCCUGGCCUAGGCAGGGGAACAUACUGAUCCCAUUUCCAGUGGGGAACCUCAGACCCUAGGAGGAGAGACCAGCAAAGGGCACCACCCUAGAUGCUGGGGAGGACUCAGAGGUAUUGGUGGAUGGGGUCAGACAGCCCUGGUCUUGUCCCAGCUCUGCCUUUGCCAGCUCUUAGAGCCUCAGCUUCCUCAAUGCUAAAGGGGAUAACAGUCACUACCUCACCAGGUGGUUGUGAAUAUAUGGAGGGCACCGGUAACACAGUUGAUUCGUGUUGCCCCUCACCGACCCCUUUUUCAUUCCCAUGGGGAACAGCCAAGGCCGGGGAGUUAUGACUCCAGUGAUAGACUGCUCCAUGUGAGUGACUGUGUGUGUGUAUCUGUGUGUUGGGGUCAGGGACACCUGAACUGUGUGGUGUUAUAGGAGUCAGUGAACCUCUUAGCCUCAGUUUCCCUAUCUGUACAAUGGGUAAAGUGAUGAUACCUCAGGAUUUUUGCAAGAAUUAAAUGACGUCCUCCAUGCCAAACUGGUAGCAAGGGACCUCAGGACAUGCUCAUGUUAUCUGUGAUCAUAAAAAUGUGAUCACGUAGCUUGGUUGGGGGUUCCGAGAGUACUGGGAUCUUUUCCUCGCCUGAGCUGUCCCCUGCUGGCAGUGGACAGCACUACCUCCCUUACUUGUGCACAUUUCAACUUCACCUGUCAGCCAACACUAUACCCAUUUUAAAGACAAUGAAAAUGGAGGCAAAGGAAAGAAGGGUGACUUUCCUGAGGACACUGACCAACUUGUUGAACUCCAUAUAACAAGUCAUCAUCAAAGCUAACAGCUUGUAACACUUGUGUCAAGCAGGGCCUUGGGCACCUUUGCGGAUGAGAAACUGGUGUCUAUGGUAAGCAGAUGCUGCCUGGCCUAGACACAGGCGUGGCAAGGAGACUGUGUGGGACUUCAGUACCCAAACGCCCCUCACCCUGCGCCAACUAUAGGGAGCGGCACUGCAGCCAACACAUCACAACUUACAAUAUCCCUUGGAUUGGAUUCAAUUAUUAGCCUGGUUUUCCAGUUCAUAAAGCCAAGACUCCCAGACAACCUCGCUCCACCCACAGUCUGACCCUGGGCCCUCACCACUACUCCCCAUUCGGCCUAGGCCCUUCCACAUGCCCCACCCAGACCGUGGUUUUGUGAGUCCGUCCAGACCUGUAAAAGUGGACUGCAGGCCCGCCUCUGCUCUGGACUCCCUUUCGGGGCUGCAGGAGGCUUUCUGAUCCAUCAGGCAUCUGACAAGCCCCAGGAAACUGCCAGCCUGUUUGUGCUAAGGAAACUGAGGCUCGGGAAUGUUUAGCGGCUGCUUCCAGGCCCGUGGCGGGUGAGUGGUGGUACAGUGAAGCACUCGAGGCGUUUCUCCGCGCCCCAACACGAGUGAGACCACCUCAGCCCUGGCCCGAGCCCACUCGACCGUAGCCUCGAUUCCCGGCACCGAGAGCUUUGCAACUUCCAAGUCUCCACUCCCAGGCCCCGAGUCCCGAGAGUCAGGGGGAGCCACAUUACUCCUAUUGUGUAGGUUCCCACCUGCAAGAGUAAGGUUGGGGUCGCUGGGGUGAAACGCCAAAGGAAAGCGGGAUCGGGACUGAGGGAGGGGGAUUCCCAAGUCCCUGACACCAGCGCCGGGUCAGCCUGGGCUUGGUGACCUCGUCAGUCCCGUCUGCCGGGACUAGGCCGCGGCCAGGCCGGGCACAGAAGCACCCGGUCCGGCGCGUGUGCGGCCUGCAGACAAAAGGCCAAGCCCGCAGGGCCAAUCCGCGCACCACCCCGUAGCGACUGGGGGCGGGAGCCGGAGAGCCGAGAAGCUUGUCUCGGCGCGUCUAUUGGCUGGUAUUGACGCCCAUCCGGACCCCGAGGCCAGGCAGUUGGCCAAGGGGGGCGGGGUUUGUAGAGCCCCAAUGAAUGGGGGAGCCGGAAGCAGGAAGUGAAUUUGGGAACGGAGCAGCUGCUGCAGCAGGGCCCAUGGCGGACACCCAGUACAUCCUGCCCAAUGACAUCGGCGUGUCUAGCCUGGACUGCCGUGAGGCCUUCCGCCUGCUGUCACCCACAGAGCGCCUCUAUGCCCACCACCUGUCCCGUGCUGCCUGGUAUGGAGGCCUGGCUGUGCUGCUUCAGACCUCCCCCGAGGCCCCUUACAUCUAUGCUCUGCUCAGCCGCCUCUUCCGCGCACAGGACCCCGACCAGCUGCGCCAACAUGCCCUGGCUGAGGGCCUUACCGAGGAGGAGUAUCAGGCGUUCCUGGUCUAUGCCGCGGGUGUUUACUCCAACAUGGGCAACUACAAGUCCUUUGGUGACACCAAGUUUGUUCCCAACUUGCCCAAGGAAAAGCUGGAACAGGUGAUCCUAGGGAGUGAGGCUGCUCAGCAGCACCCCGAAGAAGUCAGGGGCCUCUGGCAGACCUGUGGGGAGCUUAUGUUCUCUCUGGAGCCAAGGCUUCGACACCUCGGACUGGGGAAAGAGGGAAUCACCACCUAUUUCUCUGGGAAUUGUACCAUGGAAGAUGCCAAAUUGGCCCAGGACUUUCUGGACUCACAGAACCUCAGUGCCUAUAACACCCGGCUCUUCAAAGAGGUCGAUGGAGAAGGGAAGCCCCACUACGAGGUGCGGCUGGCUUCUGUGCUUGGCUCAGAGCCUUCCCUGGACUCUGAGAUGACUUCCAAGCUGAAGAGCUAUGAAUUCCGGGGAAGCCCUUUCCAGGUGACCCGAGGGGACUAUGCGCCCAUCCUCCAGAAGGUGGUGGAGCAGCUGGAGAAAGCCAAGGUGUAUGCAGCCAACAGCCACCAGGGGCAGAUGCUGGCCCAGUAUAUAGAGAGCUUCACCCAGGGCUCCAUCGAGGCCCACAAGAGGGGCUCCCGCUUCUGGAUCCAGGACAAAGGCCCCAUCGUGGAGAGUUACAUCGGGUUCAUCGAGAGCUACCGUGACCCCUUUGGUUCCCGAGGAGAAUUUGAAGGUUUCGUAGCUGUGGUGAACAAGGCCAUGAGUGCCAAGUUUGAGCGGCUAGUGGCGAGCGCAGAGCAGCUGCUGAAGGAGCUGCCCUGGCCCCCAGCCUUUGAGAAGGACAAGUUCCUCACCCCCGACUUCACCUCCCUGGAUGUUCUCACCUUUGCUGGCUCCGGCAUCCCUGCUGGCAUCAACAUCCCCAAUUACGAUGACCUGAGGCAGACGGAAGGCUUUAAGAACGUGUCACUGGGGAAUGUGCUGGCUGUGGCCUACGCCACGCAGCGGGAGAAGCUCACCUUUCUGGAGGAGGAUGACAAGGAUCUGUACAUCCUCUGGAAGGGGCCCUCUUUCGAUGUGCAGGUGGGCCUGCACGAGCUGCUGGGCCAUGGCAGCGGCAAGCUCUUCGUACAGGAUGAAAAAGGAGCAUUCAACUUUGACCAGGAGACAGUGAUCAACCCAGAGACGGGCGAGCAGAUUCAGAGCUGGUAUCGGAGCGGGGAGACCUGGGACAGCAAGUUCAGCACCAUCGCCUCCAGCUACGAAGAGUGCCGGGCUGAGAGCGUGGGCCUCUACCUCUGUCUCCACCCGGAAGUGCUGGAGAUCUUUGGCUUUGAGGGGGCUGAUGCGGAGGACGUGAUCUACGUGAACUGGCUCAACAUGGUUCGGGCUGGGCUGCUCGCUCUGGAGUUCUACACACCUGAGGCCUCCAACUGGCGACAGGCCCAUAUGCAGGCCCGGUUUGUGAUCCUGAGAGUCUUGCUGGAGGCUGGCGAGGGACUCGUUACCAUCACUCCCACCACAGGCUCUGAUGGGCGCCCAGAUGCCCGGGUCCGCCUCGACCGCAGCAAGAUCCGGUCUGUGGGCAAGCCUGCUCUAGAGCGCUUCCUGCGGAGGCUUCAGGUUCUGAAGUCCACAGGGGAUGUGGCCGGAGGGCGGGCCCUGUACGAGGGGUAUGCGGCAGUCACUGAUGCGCCCCCGGAGUGCUUCCUCACCCUCAGGGACACGGUGCUGCUGCGUAAGGAAUCUCGGAAGCUCAUCGUUCAGCCCAACACUCGCCUUGAAGACUCAGACGUGCAGCUUCUGGAAUACGAGGCCUCGGCUGCUGGCCUCAUCCGAUCCUUCUCCGAGCGUUUCCCAGAGGAUGGACCCGAGUUGGAGGAGAUCCUCACACAACUGGCCACAGCUGAUGCCCGAUUCUGGAAGGGCCCCAGUGAGGCCCCAUCUGGCCAGGCUUGAGGAAGAUGUGUGGCCUCUCCCCUAACUCCAAGAAACCAAGGCUGCAAGUGGCCCUCCAUUCGUGUGUGUUUUUAGGGGCUAGGGGAGGGGGAGGGGCAGGAUCUUGGACCUUGGUACUACCUCAGCUGAGGGUGGUGACACUAACCCCUUCCAUUUGUCAGCACUUUCCAGCUUGCCAAGUGCUUCCCCUCUGUGAUCUCAUUUCAUCUGCACUGCCAUACCUGGAGUGAGCAAGACAGGGCUCACCAUCCUGUCUACCAGAUGAGGAAAUGGCAGUUCUGAGAAGUCACUGGUCUAGAUUCCACAGGUGGCACGUGACAGCUAGGGUUCAAAAUGUUCUCACCUAAUCCAGUGCUCCUCACAUAUUAAUUUUAUAACCAGACAAAUAAAUAUUAGAGACAACCACCAUA
Macaca mulatta (Rhesus monkey) is the source of this 4987-nucleotide messenger RNA. It is a transcript of the gene DPP3, whose product is annotated as dipeptidyl peptidase 3. Gene Ontology annotation, molecular function: metalloexopeptidase activity; dipeptidyl-peptidase activity. Gene Ontology annotation, cellular component: cytoplasm. Gene Ontology annotation, biological process: proteolysis. The record is from RefSeq and is a predicted model, not a curated record. NCBI's taxonomy places the organism in Eukaryota, Metazoa, Chordata, Mammalia, Primates, Cercopithecidae.